UUGAUUUUAGUCAUAAAUCAACAAUCACUUUCAAGCAUAAAAUUAAUUCUAACAUUUUGGUUAAAUCGUAUACUUAGGAUUUUCUAGUAGGCCCUACUUUGAGUUGGAUUUUAAUAUCACAAACUCUCUUACAGUUAUCUAAAUGCCGAAGAUUCAAGGAGAAAUAAUUAAAUGAUGCGUACUUUACACCUCCUGAAUAAAAACUCCAAUGUUCUUGUCAGAAUAUGCCGUAGACAUCUAGCUUCCGCUAAAGCAGGGCCUAUACAAGUUAACCAUGCCUUGGUAUUGUCUAAGUUUACAAGGUAUGAGGUAGAGAAGUCGUGUCAUCCAGAAUUAACAGAGAGUGAGCUGAAGAAAUUUCUUAAGUCCAGAGGUUCUAACUACGAAUCUUUAUUGGAUCACCAUCAACGUCACAAGGAUUAUGAGAAAUAUGUUUUGGACUCGUUCAAGGAAAUGGACAUCACAACCAAACUACUGACGAGGUUGGAUUACACAGAUUCUUGGAUAGAUUGGGCCGAUGUGGUGUUCCCUGUGGGAGGUGAUGGGACGUUUCUAUUGGCUGCCAGUCGUGUGACAGACAAUCGCAAACCUGUCGUUGGCUUCAACUCCGAUCCUAACCAUUCUGAAGGUUUCCUCUGUCUCAACAGAAACUCAACAGAAAAUACUCGUAUGAUGUCAAAAGAAGUUCUGAAUCGUCUCAAACAGGGUUCUUUCAAUUGGCUGUUCCGAACCAGAAUCCGUGUAUCGCUGACUAGCAAAGAUGUGGAGCCUCAAGAGAUGGUUCAUGACAAGAAACUUCUAGGGUCUCACAGGACUGAACCAUUAUGGUGUUCCAAAAAGAAAAUGUCAAGCUUAACUCCAACUUUAAAUGAGGUUUUCAUUGGCGAGAGCAUGUCAGCUCAAGUGUCAUAUUUCGAGAUGAAGCUUCCCCCGAGAGAAGACACUUUCAGAGUGAAGAGUUCAGGACUUUGUGUCAGUACAGGGACUGGCUCCACAUCUUGGCACUUGUCGAUGAACAGAGUGACUGACGAAGGAGUGGCUCACGUACUAAAGUGCGCUGGACUCACACCGACUCCUUCCGAGUGUCAAGCCAUCGCCAAGAAGUAUAACGACUCUCUGCUCUUCGACCCUGAACAGAUGGAGAUGUGUUAUACCAUUAGAGACCUGAUCAACGCUGGCGUCUGGCCGUCCCCUCCAGGUCUCUCGCCACGCGGUUUCGCGCAGACUCUCUGGGUUCGCUCACGUUGCCGAGACGCUCGAUUGGUCAUUGACGGAGGUUCCUCAUUUUUGUUCAACGACGGCUCUGAAGUUUUAUUCGAUCUUCACCCAGAGGAUGCCCUGCGUACUGUUCUUCUGUGAUUUUAACUAAAUACUAAGCAAUGAUUUUAUUGUUAUUUAUGAAUUUCCAUGUUUUAAAAGGCUGAUAUGUAAUUUAAUUUUAAUUUAACCCUUUGAGAUAGAUUUUUUUGCGGGUAUAGGUCGCCAUUCGAGCGUUCAGGAAAAUGGCGUGCGGCGACCUUUGCGAUUGAAUGGCGAGUAUAGGUCGCCGUGCACCUUUUUCACCAAUUCUCGAAUGGCAACCUAUACACACUAUUCUAUUUCUAAGGUUGAUUUGUUUUGUGAGUAAAGGUCGCUAUUUUUAGUCCUUCGUUAAAAUGGGGCACAGCGACCUAUACUCGCCAUUGGACCGCAAAGGGUUAACGAUCACAUUGUUUCAGUAUUAAAGUAGAUUUCCCGGUGGUUUUGAAUGUAUAUUUUGCUCUUUAAGACAUUGUUUAAGUCUCUGACUCAUUUAAAAAUCACAGUUCUUAAAUUAUUGUAAUCAAAGUAGGGUUAGAAAACUUGUUUGUACAUUACAUUUUUUUUCCAUUGUACUUCCACCUUCCACUGAAAUAUUUAAUUAUAUCUUGCAUGUUUAUUUGUUCAUUUGUAAUAAAACUGUUUU
Molecule: messenger RNA, 1945 nt
Organism: Macrosteles quadrilineatus (aster leafhopper)
Lineage: Eukaryota; Metazoa; Arthropoda; Insecta; Hemiptera; Cicadellidae
Gene: Nadk2
Product: NAD kinase 2, mitochondrial
Exons: 9
Coding region: 172-1359 (395 amino acids)
Biological process (GO): NAD+ metabolic process
Cellular component (GO): mitochondrion
Molecular function (GO): NAD+ kinase activity
Source: RefSeq, a predicted model, not a curated record